Molecule: messenger RNA, 1881 nt
Organism: Indicator indicator
Lineage: Eukaryota; Metazoa; Chordata; Aves; Piciformes; Indicatoridae
Gene: ANKRD13B
Product: ankyrin repeat domain 13B
Exons: 15
Coding region: 1-1881 (626 amino acids)
Cellular component (GO): cytoplasm
Molecular function (GO): protein binding
Source: RefSeq, a predicted model, not a curated record
AUGCUCGCGUCUUGCUCAGGCAGGAAGGGGCCGGAGGGCAGGUACCCGCUGCACUACCUCGUCUGGCACAACCGAGCCCGUGACCUGGACCGGGAGCUCAGCGCCAAGCAGGCUGACAUCGAGCAGCUCGACCCCCGAGGACGCACCCCCCUGCAUCUGGCCACCACACUGGGCCACCUUGAGUGUGCCAGGGUGCUGCUGAAGCAUGGAGCCGAUGUGGGCAAGGAGAACCGCAGUGGCUGGACAGUCCUGCAGGAGGCUGUGAGCACCCGUGACCUGGAGCUGGUGCAGCUGGUUCUGCGCUACCGCGACUACCAGAGAGCCAUCAAACGCCUGGCUGGGAUCCCCAUUCUGCUGGAGAAGCUGCGCAAGGCCCAGGACUUCUAUGUGGAGAUGAAGUGGGAAUUCACCAGCUGGGUGCCACUGGUGUCCAAGAUCUGCCCCAGUGACACCUACAAGGUGUGGAAGAGUGGCCAGAACUUGCGGGUGGACACCACGCUGCUGGGCUUUGACCACAUGACCUGGCAGCGGGGCAACCGCAGCUUUGUCUUUCGGGGUCAAGACACCAGCGCAGUGGUGAUGGAGAUAGACCAUGACCGGCGGGUGGUCUACUCGGAGACACUGGCCCUGGCUGGCCAUGACCAGGAGGUGCUGCUGGCUGCUGUGCAGCCCACCGAGGAGCAGGUGAUGGGGCGGCUGACGGCCCCCGUCGUCACUACCCAACUUGAUACCAAGAACAUCGCCUUUGAGAGGAACAAGUCUGGGAUCCUGGGCUGGAGGAGUGAGAAGACAGAAAUGGUGAACGGGUAUGAGGCCAAGGUCUAUGGCGCGUCCAACGUGGAGCUGAUCACACGGACGCGGACAGAGCACCUCUCAGACCAGCACAAGGGCAAGAGCAAAGGCAGUAAGACACCCCUGCAAUCCUUUCUGGGCAUCGCUGAGCAGCAUGUGGGGCCCAACAAUGGGACACUGAUCACGCAGACGCUGAGCCAUGCCAACCCCACCGCCAUCACCCCUGAGGAGUACUUCAACCCCAACUUCGAGCUGGGCAACCGGGACAUGGGGCGGCCCAUGGAGCUCACCACCAAGACGCAGAAGUUCAAGGCAAAGCUGUGGCUGUGUGAGGACCACCCGCUGUCCCUCUGCGAGCAGGUUGCCCCCAUCAUUGACCUCAUGGCGAUCAGCAACGCGCUCUUCGCCAAGCUGCGAGACUUCAUCACCCUGCGCCUCCCGCCCGGCUUCCCUGUCAAGAUUGAAAUCCCCAUCUUCCACAUCCUCAAUGCCCGCAUCACCUUUGGGAACCUCAACGGGUGUGACGAGCCGGUCAGCUCCCUGCGGCACAGUCCCAGCAGUGAGGCACCCUCGCCCAGCAGUGAUUCCUCCAGCGUCAGCAGCUCCAGCUCCCUCACCUCGUGCCGGGCGUGCGAGAUGGACCCAGCACUGUUCGAGGUGCCACGGGGGUACAGUGUGGUGGGCACCCACCAGGAUGCCCUGCGGGAGGAUGAGGAUGACCUGCUGCAGUUUGCCAUCCAGCAGAGCCUGCUGGAAGCGGGCAGCGAGUAUGAUCAGGUCACCAUUUGGGAAGCACUGACUAACAGCAAGCCAGGCACCCACCCCAUGUCACAUGAAGGCCGCCGAGGAGACAGGUUGGACUCCCCAGCACACAGCAGCCCCCCGUCCUCCUGUCACCCCAGCCCCGACGGGGGGCGGUGGGGGCCCCAGCGCCCUGUUCCCCAGCUAUGCAGAGCAGCUGCGGUUGGCCAUGGCACUCUCAGCACGGGAGCAGGAGGAAGCGGAGCGCCGGACACGCCAGGAGGAGGAGGAGCUGCAGCGGAUCCUGCAGCUCUCACUGACAGAGAAGUGACCCCAAGUCCCCACUGA